ACUGGCGGGACGCACGUGUGGGGCCGCCGCGCAGCUCGAGCCGGACGCGCGAGGCUGAGUUUGUCUCAACGAGGCGAACACUUGUGUAGUUAUGUGUUGAUCUAAGUCGAUUUAAGUGUGUCCAUGCUGGAGCGGUCAGUGCGUCACGGGAGAAUGGACGGAUUUAGCAGAGUCGCUUUUCGAAGGAAGGAACGAAGCCUGGAAGGUGAGGAGCGAGAAGAAGAAGAGGAAGAGGAGGAGGAAGAAGCGAGGAAAGGGAAAGCUGCGUGUUUCCAGUCGAAGAACGCUGACGAGGAGGCGUGUGUGGCCGUGAAGAUCGAACACUCCAGAGCUCUCGGCAGUUGUCCGGCGGGCGAUCGCAGCAGCGCACCCAGCGUGCAGGCGUGUCUGAAUCGGGCCAGCCGUGGGACGAACAACAAGAGCAGGGGGGGAGUCAAUGGAAGAGCCCCCGGCGGCAGGCCUCGGCUGCAGUCUAAACCAGAAGUGCCUCCAAAGCCACUGCACCUUCAGAGCCCAGUGACAAACCUCUCAUCCCCACUGGGCCGCACCAAGAAACCAUCACUUAGACGGGGCAUGGAGGAGGGAGGAGGAGGAGGAGGAGGAGGAGGAGGAGGAGGAAGAGGAGGAAGAGGAGGAAGAGGAGGAGGAGGAAAUACGUCAGUGAACCGGGAGAGGGCCAAAGAGAAACACUCCAAAGUCUCAGACCUGAUCAGUCGCUUUGAGGAGAACAGCAGCACAGAGAACAAGAGAGACAGCUCGCCGCACAAACCUGUCAGCAAGUCGACCAGCUGCAGCCCGGCCCACCGGCCCAGCCCGAAGCCGACGGAGAGCGACAGGAACCAGGAGAACCGCCCCCCCGCUGUCAGGGAUGACCACAAGCCGGCGGCCAACGGGGUGGUAGCGCAGAUGGAGCCCGAGAAGGAGGAGGAUAAAAAGCAGCAAGAGAACGGAGGCGUGAGGAUAGAGACCGCCGGGCUGGUCAAUGGAGAUAUGGGGGACGGGGGAGCAGAGCAGGAUGAAGAUCAUUCAGCUCCACAGACGGUGAGGACCGAUGGAGAGACCGAGGAGGAGAAGGACAGUGGGACGGCGACAGAGAGCGAGCACAGGACUGAAGAGGGGAGCGCAGACCAGAAGGAGACGAAUGAACAGAAGCUGUUUAAGAUCGCCAGCGAGCUGCUGCAGACAGAGAAGGCCUAUGUAGCCCGGCUGAACCUGCUGGACCAGGAGUUCUGUGCUAAGCUAAUGGAGGAGGCCAACAAGGGAACGUUCCCGAUGGACGUGGUGAAGAACAUCUUCUCCAACAUCUCCUCCAUCCACACCUUCCACAGCCAGUUCCUGCUCCCGGACCUGGAGAAACGCAUGGGAGAAUGGGCGUCCAAACCUCGCAUCGGGGACAUCCUGCAGAAACUCACACCCUUCCUCAAGAUGUACGCCGAGUACGUGAAGAACUUCGACAAGGCCAUGGAGCUGCUGAAGCAAUGGACCGACCGCUCUCCUCAGUUCAAGUCCAUCAUCCAGGAGAUACAGACCCACGAGGCCUGUGGCAGCCUGACGCUGCAGCAUCACAUGCUGGAGCCGGUGCAGCGAGUCCCUCGAUAUGAGAUGCUGCUUAAAGACUAUCUGAAGAAGCUGCCUGAGGAUGACCCUGACCGACGAGACUCAGAAAAAUCGUUAGAGAUCAUCGCCACAGCAGCGACUCACUCCAACAGCGCCAUACGGAAAUCUGAUAAUCUGAAGAAACUGUUGGAGAUCUACGAGCUGCUGGGAGAGGAGGAGGACAUCGUUCACCCGUCCAACGAGUUCAUCAAGGAGGGCCACAUCCUGAAGCUGGCUGCCAGGAACACGUCGGCCAUGGAGAGAUACCUCUACCUGUUCAACAACAUGCUGUUGUACUGCGUGCCCAAGUUCAGCCUGGGAGGACCCAAGUACACGGUGAGGACGCGAAUCGGCGUGGACGGCAUGCAGGUCCUGGAAACACACAACGAGGACUACCCUCACACCUUCCAGGUGUCGGGGAAGGAGCGGCUGCUGGAGCUGCAGGCCAGCUCCGAACAAGACAAGACGGCCUGGAUCAAGGCUUUCAGGAAGACCAUUGAGAUCUUCCAGCAGAAGAACGAGUCCUUCAAGAACGCAUUGAAAGACGUGGAGGAGGUGUCGGUCAGUGUCACGUCACAGAACCGUGCGCUCAAAGUGGAACUUCUCCGAUCCGUCGUGCUGACCUGUGUCUUUAUUCUAAUUCAGAAAAAGGAGCUGGGGAAGCGCGCCCCUCGCUGGAUCCGUGACAACGAAGUGACGAUGUGCAUGAUGUGUAAAGAGCCCUUCAACGCUCUGACGCGGCGGAGACACCACUGCAGAGCCUGCGGAUAUGUGGUGUGCUACAAAUGUUCUGACAACAAGGUGCAGCUCGAGUACGACGGCAACAAGACGAACAAGGUCUGCAAGGACUGUUUCUCCAUCCUGAAGGGAGAGACGGUGGCUGAGGGGAAGAAGAAGGGAAUACUGGAGAUCGAGGCCGCUCAGUUCUCCGGCAGCAGCAUCAUGUGUGGCUUCCUGCAGUACUGUGAGAAGAACAAGCCCUGGCAGAAGGUUUGGUGCGUGAUCCCGGAGAAGGAAAGUCUGGUGCUCUACCUCUACGGAGCUCCACAGGACGUGAAGGCCCAGUGCACGAUCCCCCUCCUGGGUUACUCCGUGGACGACAGCGUCCGGCCCACAGACACGCCGGCCAGCUUCCGCCUCUCCCAGUCCAAGUCCGUCCACAACUUCUCUGCCGAGACCGAGGACCUCAAGCAGCGCUGGCUCAAGGUCAUCCGGGUGGCGGUGACGGGAGAGGUGCCAGAGUGCCCCCCCACCAACGGCACCAACGUGACGGAGGACAGCGGCACCCAGGAGGCGUCGACCGACAGCUCAUAGAGGCCUCUCCCUGUGAGGGAGACAGCUGUCGAGCCUCUGCCCGAGACGGGAUGGGCGGGUGCGUCUCCACGGCGUCUUGGAAUCUGACUUCUACAGAUUCAGUGGACAAACAGAAAUCAGUGCUGGAUCAGCUGCCUGCUCCUCGUAGCUCUCCUGUUUCCUCGGUUUCCUCCUGGAUUUUUUCUCCUGAACUUUGAUUCAGAGCUGUGCUGGAUAACUAAAGGAUCUCUGGUACAACCAACACUAGAGCGGAGGAGAUUCGUGGAAGUCCCUGAGACUCGCACUGUUAAAUAAGAACAGCUUGAACUCUACAGUCUUCAUGGACCUCGGCCAAAUCCUCCUGAGCCAGAGGACGACAGCACGUGAAUCGAAGCUGGAAGACGAUUCAAACUCUGUCUGCUGGUGCUGUGACUCAGCUGUGUACAUGUAUAGUAUAAAUGUUUUUGUUUUUAUGAAAAGGAACACGUGUUUUUAAUGUACAGAAAUCAGAAAAGCCAUCUAAGUAUGACAUUAAUCAUUCUCAGUAUUGUGCCCCUUUUUCUUUGCUAAAGACGAUGGUUUCAAAAGUGACAACAUGACCGUGUGCUGGAGAUAAAAGAUAAUUUCUCUCUUCACUCAGUCGAAUCAAAUUCGGGUUGAGCUGACGUGUCUGUCUGCUCUGAAGCUGGAUGCACCCAUUCUACAAAUUUGCUAAUUGAAUACAUAGAUAUAUAGACAGAUAGAUAAGACCAGGAAUAAAUAUAUUUUUUUAAUAUACUCAAGCGAAAGUACCACAUCAACUUUCCUACUUCAGUAAAAGAGUUGCUUUUAAAUAUACUUAAAUGUACUGUAUCCUGUUCCCUAUGAAAGUGGUCUACUACAUCCUUAUGGCGGAGUCUGGGCCAUUCAAUCAAGCUGCACUAAAUUGCUGAGACUGUAUAGAGUUACCAGUCAUCUUAAUAUGCCUGAAAUAACACCCAUUGGAGAAUCGUAUGUCACAGAAAGUGCUUCAAAAUUUUAAAGUUGAUAGUUCUUCCCUGACCCUUCAACCAAGAACUGUGUAAAUCUGAUCAGUAGUUUUUGUUUUGUCUUGUUUACAACAAACAACCCGACAGGAGUGAAAAAAAUAACAUGUUGACGGAGGUUCAUGUAAAAGUGAAAAGUGAGAUAAAUCUUCUUAAAAUGUAGAAAGUUACUUUCCCACCACUGGCAACUCAAAAGCUACUUUAAAUAUUAAAACAAUUUUAACAGCUUGAGCUGGAAUGUCCCUUUUAAAAUAAUAGUUUAAAUAUUAAAGACAAUGGUGCAAAUAGACUAAUCUUAAUUAAUUAAUUGUGUUUUAUCAUUGGCUGCUCCCACCACAGUCUGAGCAGUGCAGUUUUUAUUAAUAUAUCGUCCAGCUCCACAGCAGCAGACCUCAGGUCAGGUGGAGAGAGAUUCUCUUCACAUGCAGCACAAUCUCAGACAGUGAACAAGCUUUCGCGGGAGAAACGUAAAUGUAUUUUGUAAUGCUGUAAUUAUUAUUUAAAAAAAAAAGUAAUUUAUAGAGAAUGACGAGCAUGCUCUGUUGAUAGUAGCACAACAUUUGUUCCCUCGCUAUCCACGAUGAAGAAGAAGAAGAAGAAGAAGUAGGCAGAUGUUUAGUUUUUUUCUAUGAGCAGAUGUAUUUCCACUAACUCUACAAACGCAUCACCUCGGUUCUUCUGUGGGACAACGACCAGUCGCAGCGCUGGAAGGACUAAAGGGGGAAAUGUGCCUAUAAUCUCCACAGUGAUGCUUCUUCAUCCACAACAUCCUGUUGUACUCGAUGCUGUUGCUCGGUCCUCUGAACUCUUCCUCCUCCUCCUCCUCAGUAUUCAAAAAAAGGAAAAACCAAGAGCACAAAACACCCCCCUCUGUUGUUGGAUCUGAAUGUACAUCCUGAUUUAAAUGUCCCUUCUUCCCCCCCCCAAAAGGAUUGAGAAUCUACGCACUUUACAGUCCUAUAAAGUGUCCCUUCAAAGAAAUAAAACAGCAUAAUGAAAA
This is a messenger RNA of Platichthys flesus (European flounder), 4914 nucleotides long. It is a transcript of the gene fgd4a, whose product is annotated as FYVE, RhoGEF and PH domain containing 4a. Lineage: Eukaryota; Metazoa; Chordata; Actinopteri; Pleuronectiformes; Pleuronectidae. The record is from RefSeq and is a predicted model, not a curated record. The transcript has 17 exons. Gene Ontology annotation, biological process: filopodium assembly; cytoskeleton organization. Gene Ontology annotation, cellular component: cytoplasm. Gene Ontology annotation, molecular function: metal ion binding; guanyl-nucleotide exchange factor activity. The coding region runs from base 124 to 2910 and encodes 928 amino acids.